Molecule: messenger RNA, 1694 nt
Organism: Ambispora gerdemannii
Lineage: Eukaryota; Fungi; Glomeromycota; Glomeromycetes; Archaeosporales; Ambisporaceae
Source: the annotation of a GenBank genome assembly
AUAAUUGCCACCACCAAUAUGGAAUAGGAUUGAAGUACUUGAAUGAAGAAUUAAAAUGGCUCGAGUUGGCAAAGAACAUAAAUGAAAAUAAUCUAGAAAUUUGCAAUGAUGAAAAUAGUUUAGCGACAGAGAUAGUUAAAAAUGAUAUGAAGACAAUGGGAUUGUUUAAGUUGUAUUUAGAACUUGCAGAGAAUGGAGAUACUCAUGCACAAUUUAAAUCAUUAUGUUAUUUUAAUGGAAAUGGUGUUGUUAAGAAUGAUAAUGAGGCUUCAAAUUGGCUUCAAAAAUCUGCAACAAAUGAGAACGUUCGAGCACAAUUUAUUCUAAGUAAAUGUUAUGAUACAUCUUUCAUUGUUUUGAAAGAAAUAAGUAUUCAACAUGAAAAAAUUAACCUAUCACAUGGACUAAAUAUUCGAGAGUAUCAAAUUGAGCAAACUACUCAACCUGCAAUAAAAUUUGAAUUUACGCCAUUGUUUACAAACAACAUCAGCAAAAGCUUGAUGCUUAGAAAAAUAACAGGCUCGGAAGUAUUUUUUCUAACACAGGGAUUAAUAAUAGACUCGAAUUCGAACUUUGAUCACAAAUUACUUAUCGACAAUGAAAUUUUUGACGAGUUAAAAACAAAUAAUAUCUAUUGUGAAAUCAUUAGUGAACAAUUGUCAAUCGAAAUCAAUAUUCAGACGCUAAAGCCAACUAGAAAAUUAAGGUUAGAAAUUCAAGCAGCACUAGAAUCAAAUACACCGAUUGAAAAUUUAAAACAUGUGUUUCAGAAUUUUGGGCAUUUUUUUCCCACAAAAAUAAUACUUGAAAUAGAAAACCUACUUGUAAAUUGGAAAGAAAAUAUUCGACAAUUCGAUCCCUCGUAUAUGAUUGAAAUGGGUGGUGAUCCAAUCAGUUUAAGUCGAAUUCCUGAAUGGCUUGAAAAUGUUUCAAAUCAAUACUCCGAAUGGCAUAUUAUAAAGCGCGUUGUCGUACCAUUAUACAAAAUUCUUGAUGAGAAUCAACAACGAGAUAUUGAAAAUCUUUUUAUAAAAGAAGAUUAUGUGUUAAUGAACAACAAAACACCGCUUUUGGACUAUAGCACUGGAUACCAACGAAUUAAGUUCGGCGGUCGAUUGAAGAGUAAUAAUUAUCAAUUGUUUGGGAUUAUUGUAACUUGCAAUGAUGAAAAAUUGGAAAAUGUCUAUGUGAGAUUUAGUUUGAAAACAGUUUGUGGAUUUUCAGUGAGUUGGCAUGAUUUUCGACAAGACUAUAUUCAAGCGAAUGAUGAGACAACUUUUGACAGUUCACAACCACAAUAUAUAUUUCAGUGGAUUUUAAUUGGUUGUCCAAGUGAAAUCGGAUAUUUCGACCUAACAACUCGUAAUAUAUUGGUCAAAUCUGGUGUUAAAGAGUCAAAACUCAAGCAUGAUACGACAAUUCAAUCGACACAGAUUGAGGUCGGAAACUCACUAUUUAACAAAAAUAUUGUUAUACUUGAUGUUGAAUAUACGCCAUUACCAACAUACCUGUUUUUCAAAACAGCAUUUGGAGAAUGGCAAGAAGAUGGAUCGUUCGCAAUACAAAUACAAGAAGAAAAGAAUAAACAUAUGGAUGAUGACUACACCAUUAAAAUUCGCUGGUGUGUUUUGAAAAUUGAUAAUCCUCAAGAACGUAUGUGGGCAGAGCUAGGCGAGCUAGGCGAAAUUUUGUAG